AUGGCGAACAAGAUGGAGAAGAGGCUCCUUUGGCAUCCGCGGCAGGAGAAUAGGUUCAUUAUUGGGGGUGGUUCACAGAUUUCCCUGUUUGACUGGGCUCCCGAUGUUACGGAGUUUAAGCUUGUUUCCACACAAGCAGACCUACAGCUAAUGAAAUGCUUUGCUUGGUCCCCUGAUCCAUCGAUUGAUGACCUCGUCGCUGUCGGCUCUGAAAAUGGGAAAGUGGAUUUAUGGCGCCUGGAAGCCAACAGAUACGCAAGGAAUAAUCUUGUGUCCAAUGGUCCGGAGCUUUCAAUUCGAAAUUCAAGACGUGUUCUCGCACUCGCGUUCUCUUCGCACAAGCCGAAUCUUCUGGCCGUUGGUUUAGACAAAGUCAAAGGAGAUCCGAGCCUUGUGAUACGUGACAUCGCUGUUGCUGCUGCUAUAGCUGGAAGAUCAUCAAAUGCCCGAUCUUCCAAGGCGGACCGAUCCAUCGUACAGCAGUAUGCUCUCGCCGAAGCUGUAUACUCAACGACUUUCCUGUCAGAGAACCCGAAUCUACUCGUUGCUGGCAUAUCGAACCUUUGGCUCCGACUGUUUGACCUCCGCAACCCUACAGUGCAUAUUGGACAGGCACCAGCGGGGAGAGUUUAUGGUAUUAUUCCCGAUCCAUUCGACAAGUAUCGCGUGGCUUGCUUUGGUGAAGGGUCAGUCACAGUAUGGGAUACUAGAAGAUUUAUUUCUCCGCUUCUCAGUUUCACUCUCAAAGACGCUGCAGCCGACGGUGCACGGUAUUCUUCUUCUGAUUCGUUCGUAAAUGCAGAAUUCUCUCCAGUUCGUCGUGGAUCCCUUGCAACGCUGACGCGUGAUGCGAAUCAUGUACGUUUCUGGGACAUUCAGAAAGCUCCCUCAUCGGAGAUGUCGAGAGAAUCUGGAGAUACCUACAUGAGAGGCAUUUCGAAGGACAGUGCGCGCUCAAGCAAGUUAUCUCGUCUAUCAUGGGCAGCUCCCUCCACCAUGUUACCAUGGAAUGCCCCAUCCGAUCAAGCCCACAUACCCAGUAGUAUCUCAUCGUUUGCGAAGAUUGACACUGAUAUUCUCUCAAAUACUAGACACACUAAGGCAUUUUCUCGACCUCUUGUGUCCUUUGCACUUGCGCCUAGCUUGUACGAUCAUCCCUUGACUUCAAAUAUAGUUGUCACCAGCAAGGAGGGAGACAUAGAAAUGUAUGAGAUGCAUGACGUACCGAAGCAGACUAUCUGGAGCUCCAGAGGCGACCUUGCUCUUGGUGCGGGCACAAGCUUCCGCAUUUUCCCUGGGUGCCAUGAUGAGGAACCAGUUCCAGAACCUUGGGAACUCGAGAGACAAAACGAUGAGUCGACAAAAACUACCACCAGUCGUUCCCAGUCACGCGCAGAAGACGUCGAUAGGCUUACCAUGAAGCAAUCUAGAAGAGACAAUGGUGGAUCCGAUAUCAAAGGCUCUCCGGCCACCACAGCAAGAAGACUUGAAGGGCGUACAUAUAGUCCGGCGUCCGUUAAACGGUACCCGGUAGAUCACUCCGUGAGUCGCCCGCCGGAUUCGGACAAUCGUAGCACAACUGCGAGAGCACCGUCUUCAGAACCAACGGCUCAGGGUGUCGACACGGCAAACCGUUUGUUACCGGGGAAGGCACAACGGUCCGACCAAGCCCAGUCCACAUUGAAGGGACGACGGCGACUUCCUGACGGGGUUGCUCCUUCGGCGAUCGAAUCCGACAUUUCUAUGCUGAUGCGUGCAAGAGUUCUCCAGGGCUACGGACUUUUCAACCCCCAGCACAACGCAAAAUGCACAAGCAGUCAAUUUGGAGCCGAUUCCUCAUUGUCGGAAGUUUGGGCCUGGUUAAAUCACUCCAGAAAUUUGCUGAUGUCUGGCACGUCCAAGAUACAUGGUAUUGACUUCUCGUUUCAGGGCAUACUUGGAAUCUGGGAAGGUCUAGAAGCGUCGGCAUCGCCUGACGUCGUUAGCAUUCUGGACGGACUGGAUCUCGCUGGUCCAUCCGAAGUACCUUCCCCCAACUUGCUGAGUAUGAAUCCACUCGUUGAGGCAAAUAUCCCUUUACGGUCUCGUAUCUCCAGGCAUAGCCAACGGAUGGGCGACGGCUUCCAUGGUAGUUACUCUGCGGCACUAAGCAAGCUGAACUCUCGUAGCAAUUUGGACAGAACCAUGUGGAAACCUACUGUCCACACAGACAAGAGUCAACAAAGGAGACUGUCGCUAGCUCUGUGUGACUGGAAGGUCGGAGAGGAGGAAUUCUCGAGAUGGGAAAGGGAAGGCAAACAUUCACAAGCCGCCUGCUGGCUACUAUUUACUAAUCAAGGUGCAAGAGCUAUUGAGCUUUUGAUGAGGAGUAAAAACGAGUCGCAUCAAAUGCUCUCCGGAACCAUCGCAACACUUCUCCAAUCAGGGACUACGUCGAGGAACCAUGAUCUUCGAGGUCAUUGUGAACGCUUGAUAGUGAAGCUACAGGAUCCACACCAGCGCAUCAUGCUUUCAUACAUUGUAUUCAAUGAUUGGAAUGACGUCUUAGAGGAGGAAGCAUUACCACUUCGAGAGCGAUUGGCCAUAGCAUUACGCUUCCUGGACGACAAGCAACUCACCUCUUAUCUACGACGAAUAGCAGAUGAUUGUCGAUCUAAAGGCAGCAUUGAAGGUCUCAUUGUGACCGGAUUGACGCCUCUCGGACUCGAUGUACUGCAGAGUUAUGUUGACUCAACUGGAGAUGUGCAGACAGUCGCAUUGCUGUCCAGCUAUAUCUGUCCAGGACGUUAUAAAGACGUUCGUGCCGAGCGCUGGGUUGAAGCGUAUCGUGAUCUUCUCGACGGGUGGAAGCUGUUUCACCAUCGGUGCCAAUUCGACAUCGAUCGCGGCAAGAUUCUUCAAGAGGGUAUUUUGAACGGCGAUUUCGAGCCGAUGGAAUGGGUCAAGAAGCAGUACCUUAUACGGUGCAACUUCUGUAACAAAGUCGUGAACACGCAGCAACACCAGCGUCCUCAGGAGCCAAUUGCCAUGCAAAGGAGACGGGCUGCGGCAUGUCCUUGGUGUGGAAGAGCAUUGCCAAGAUGUGCUGUGUGCCUCAUGAGCGUUUGCGUGAUUCCUGACACCGGACUAGAAACUGAUGCUCUUCAUUCUUCCUUCCGAGAUACUAUCGAUGAUGCGUUUGUGUUUUGCCAGAAAUGUCGACAUGGAGGACAUGCCUCACAUAUCAUAUUUUGGUUCUUUAAGGAAGAUGGUACGAGGCGACAUCGGACAUGCCCGGUCGCAGAUUGUGACUGUUAUUGCGAUGAGGACGAAGAUUCUUAGCUUUGAUAUCGGUAUAAUUUUUGUGUGUGUAUUACUGUCAUUUGUUCACAUUAGUUUGUAAAUGCAAUUGUAAU
Molecule: messenger RNA, 3395 nt
Organism: Fomitiporia mediterranea MF3/22
Lineage: Eukaryota; Fungi; Basidiomycota; Agaricomycetes; Hymenochaetales; Hymenochaetaceae
Product: WD40 repeat-like protein
Exons: 9
Coding region: 1-3321 (1106 amino acids)
Biological process (GO): positive regulation of TORC1 signaling
Cellular component (GO): cytoplasm
Molecular function (GO): protein binding
Source: RefSeq, a predicted model, not a curated record